AUGGUACCCCAGCUCUUGAUUCGAACAUUAGCUCUCCUGUUUACAGGAUGGAGCUCUGGUAUCUCGUGCGUCUUGGCCUUGUAUCUUUUCUAUCAAUGGCUUCUGCCGAAGCCUAUCGUGGGUAUUCCAUUCAGCGUUGCUGCCACGCAGAAUCUACUCGGCGAUGUGCCCGAAUUGGCAGCGGAGGUCUCUAGGACGAGAAACUUCAAUAGUUGGCUUAAAAAGAAAGCAGAAAGCUUCAACUCGCCGGUUGCCCAGGUCUUCAUGCGUCCGUUUUCUAAACCGUUUGUGAUUUUGAGUGACUUUCGGGAAAUUCAGGACAUUCUCUUACAUCGCAAGGACGACUUUGAUCGAACAGACAUGGCUUAUGAGAUGUUUGGAGGCCUGGUCCCCAAUUUUCACUUACACAUGAAAACGAACGCCAGGUGGAAAUCCCAUCGGAGGCUGCUGCAAGACCUUAUGGUCCCCCGAUUCCUAAACAAUGUGGCUGCACCUGCAAUCUACUCUUCCACCCUCAGAUUGAUUGACCUAUGGAAAGCCAAGUGCUCUAUUGCAGAUGGGAGACCGUUUUCCGCAGCGGAUGAUAUUCACUUUGCUGCUCUUGACGCUGUCUUGGCGUUUUCCUUCGGCUCGAGCUUCCCUCAUAGUGCUACCGGUCCUCAGCUUGAGCUCAUAAGUACGCAAGCAGAAGCCAUGAAGGAAAACUCUGGCAAAGCCUCAUCCACCGAAGAGCCGGUGAACUUCUCGCAAGCCAAAGUGCACGAAGCUAUCCGUGCAAUGGUAAAUCUAACUGAUGCGAUGGCACGUACCAAAUCUUCAAUCUUUCCAUUACUCCAUUGGAAAGUGCUCACUAAACUUCCCCCCUUGGCGCAUGCGGUUCGCGUAAAAAACGAUUUCAUCAUGGGAGAAGUGAAGAAGGCCGCCAACACGCUAUUGACCAGGCCGAAAACCGAUGAUUCAUGGGUCCGGUCUGCUGUCGAUCAUAUAGUAGAUCGGGAAAACAGAUUCGCGGAAAAGGAGGCGCGUGCACCCAGCUUCUUGACCGAUGCUAUGCGAGACGAGGUAUUUGGGUUCGUCGUCGCUGGCCAUGACACCACUAGCACAACCGUCUCAUGGGGCGUCAAAUUUUUGGCCGAUCAUUCCGACGCACAAUCAUCUUUAAGAACAGCUCUCCGUUCGGGCUACUCCGACGCUGUGAAAGAGAGACGUCAGCCGACAUUGGAUGAGAUCACGCACACGCAGAUUCCCUACCUCGAUGCAUGUAUAGAAGAGAUUUUGCGCUGUGCUCCUACCGUCCCUGCUAUUGAUCGACAGGCUACCCGUGAUACGACCUUGCUGGGUCACCGCAUCCCAAAAGGCACUGCGGUAUUUUUCUUAACUACGAGCCGGAGCUUUUUCUCGCCCCCGUUUCAGAUCGAUAAAGAACAGCGCAGUCCGACGUUCCGAGACGCAGAAAUGAAAGAUAACGGAUAUGAAUUGGGCACCUUUGAACCUCGAAGGUGGCUCAUACGAACCGAGGAGGACCAGGUUGGUGAAAGCAUUGUGUUUGACUCCACGGCGGCACCGACAUUGCCAUUUGGCGGGGGUGUCCGUGGAUGCUUUGGGCGGCGGCUGGCUUAUCUGGAGCUAAGGCUACUUCUCGUCCUCAUAAUAUGGAAUUUCGAACUUCAGCAUUGCCCCAAGAGGCUCUCUGGGUAUAGAGGGUAUGAUGGAGUUGUUCACAAACCAGUGCAUUGUUAUGUGAGACUGGCUGAAGCGAGGCUUUAA
Aspergillus udagawae is the source of this 1767-nucleotide messenger RNA. RefSeq lists its product as uncharacterized. The record is from RefSeq and is a predicted model, not a curated record. Lineage: Eukaryota; Fungi; Ascomycota; Eurotiomycetes; Eurotiales; Aspergillaceae. The transcript has 2 exons. Gene Ontology annotation, molecular function: heme binding; monooxygenase activity; iron ion binding. Bases 1 to 1767 code for a protein of 588 amino acids.